AAAAAAGAAAGGAAAAGUAGAUAAUAGAAAGGAGGCGAACGGAAGAGGCUCUGGAAACACCUUCCCUCAUCUCUAUCUCUGUCUCUCUCUCUCUCUCGUGGUAGGGCUUCUGAAUCUCUGAAAAUAUUAUAUAAUCCAUGAUGAUGAUGAUGAUGACGAUGAUGCGAGCUUUGGCCUGAAAUUUCACUUGCAGGCCACAGUCUACAAGAGGAAGGAACGCAUCUGAGCUAGUUUGGGUUCAAUUCAGACCAAUUAGAAAAAGUGCCAUCUAUGAUCCUUUUAAGGAAAAUCCGAAAAAGAAUGCAAAGAAAUUACUUGAUGCUAGUUUAUGAACUUGGUUUCGGCAUUUACAUUGAGUUCAAAUGGCAUUCGGCUUGAAUUUUUCCAUUUCGUGAUAUUCUAAUGAAAAAUCUUCUGUUGGAGACCUUUUCUUCCCUUUCUUUUGAAGAUUUUUUUUUUUAAUUUUUGUUGGGGGUCCCUUCUUUUGGAGAUUUUAAUGAAGUUUAUAAUGCACAAGAUUGGAGCAGAGUCGUGAUUGUAAUCAAUUUUAAUGCCACUGCUUAUUGAGGGAAAAGGCCAGACAGAGAUAAGAACAUGAACUAACUUCUGUUGGUAUAUUUAUAUUUUCUGUUUGAUUGGUUUUAGCAGAGUCCAGUCUCAGUGACUGAAUGGGUGAGCAGGUUAAUAAGUUUACAGCCCAACUGUGACACUUGAAGAGUGUUGCCAGAAUCUGUAUGCUUGGGGAUAGAAGAAGAUGGAGAAAGUUUGUGAGUUCUGCAAGGCACUAAGACCAGUUAUAUACUGCAAGUCAGAUGUAGCGCAACUUUGCCUUUCCUGUGAUGCCAAGGUUCAUUCAGCUAAUGCCCUUUCACAGCGGCAUCCUCGGACUCUGGUGUGCCAAGCCUGCAGACACCACCCAGCUUAUGUUCGAUGCUUCGAGCACGGGAUGUUCGUGUGUCGUGGCUGCGAUGGGAGCCUGCACAAGGACUCCUCCCAGCACCAGAAACGAGUCAUCAGAAGUUACAUGGGGUGCCCUUCUGCUCAGGAUUUUGCAGUGUUGUGGGGUUUUGAGUUGAGUGAAUUGGAUAGCACUCCUGCUGCUGCUGCUGCUACUAUUCGUGAUCGAUUCGCCUCGACUUCAUCGGUGUCUAGCCAACAUACUAAGGCAUUUCAUGGAAAGCAGCAAAAGACCUGCAUCAUCCGCCAGCAGAUUAUUGACUUGGAGAGGCUUCAACUAUCUGAAGGAGACAAGAAUUCAUCUAAUUUUAUACGUGGAAGACAACAAGAAGCUACUGUUGCUGGUGCUGAUCAGUCAUUGCAGCAUUCCCUUUCACUUGAUCUUGGAGGAACUGCUCCUCAUCGGGACAUGAACGUAGAACCUUUUUCGUCACCAUUUCAUCCAUUGGAGCGCUUAGCUCCAACUUUUGCAAAUUCUUUGCAGGGAGACCUGCUUUGGCAAUGCAAAAGUCCAUCUCAGAGUUCGGAGCUUUGGUCCCAAAACAUGCAAGAUCUUGGAAUCUGUGAAGAACUAGGUUGCUUUGAUGAUUUUAACAUGCCUGAUGUUGAUCUCACAUUCCGGAACUUUGAAGAAGUCUUCGGAUCUGAUAAGGAUUUAAUCAGACCACCAUAUUUUGAUGAUGAAGAUGUUACAUGUUCAUCUGUGGACAAGGACAAAAACCUUGAUGGAUUAGAUCAUAGCCAUGCAGAAUCAAUUGAGGAUGUCUGGGUUGCUUCUUCUGUGAAUAAUGACACUCAAGCAACUACUGAUAAAGACAAUGAUAUUGGUCCUUCCAGCCAAGCUAGUAACUGUUUUAGUAGUAUCAAGGAUUGUUCUUGUCCAAUUCGACCAUCACUGCUCUCUCUUUCAAGGUUUAGCACUGAUGAAAGCAGUAGUGCUACUGAUUACAUGGAUACUCGUUACUUUUCACCUGUCAAUGUUGCCACACAGGAGGAACCUCGUUCUAUAUCACCCAAAAGACCCGAAAUGGAAGCCAAAAGAAAUGCUAAGAUGAGAUGCAAAGACAAGAAGAAGACGCGACGGGGCGAGAAGCAAACUCAAUAUGAAUCUCAGAAAGCGAGAGAUGUUGCGUGGAAUCAUGUAAAUGGUGAGUUUGUGAAAGCGCAAGGCCAUAAAAGAUCUGAUGAAAUUACUACAACACGAAGCUAUUGAAGAGAUACUGUGAUGUGCUGUGCUUUUCUUGUUGUAUAGAGAUGAUGAUGACUACAAUCACUUCUUGUUUAUAACUACUUAAUUUUGUGGCCAAUCCAAUCCUUCCCAGAUUUGGCCUGUACAGACAAUGAUGCUUCAGUUCUUACAGAAAAUUUAAUCAUUUUGAUUUGCAUUUGUAAGUCAUC
This is a messenger RNA of Diospyros lotus (date-plum), 2355 nucleotides long. RefSeq names its product putative zinc finger protein At1g68190. Bases 755 to 2170 code for a protein of 471 amino acids. The transcript is spliced from 6 exons. Lineage: Eukaryota; Viridiplantae; Streptophyta; Magnoliopsida; Ericales; Ebenaceae. The record is from RefSeq and is a predicted model, not a curated record. Gene Ontology annotation, molecular function: zinc ion binding.